This is a messenger RNA of Aspergillus pseudotamarii, 1122 nucleotides long. RefSeq names its product agmatinase. Bases 1 to 1122 code for a protein of 373 amino acids. The record is from RefSeq and is a predicted model, not a curated record. Lineage: Eukaryota; Fungi; Ascomycota; Eurotiomycetes; Eurotiales; Aspergillaceae. Gene Ontology annotation, molecular function: metal ion binding; agmatinase activity. The transcript has 5 exons.
AUGGCUUUCGCAUCGUCAAUGCCUAGAGAUGCCACAUCACACCCUGCAGCACAAAAAUGGGAUUUUGAUUGGGGUUAUUCUGGGAUUUCGACAUUUGGGCACCUGCCACACGAACGAUGCCUUGCAGAUCCUAGCAUUCCGUUCGAUAUAGCCGUCCUGGGCAUCCCUUUCGACACAGCGGCCAGUUACCGGCCAGGCGCAAGAUUCGGGCCCCGGGCUAUUCGAGCAGCGUCGAACCGACAUCUCCCUAGUCGGGGCUUUAGUCCAUACGCGGGGGUCAAUCCGUACAUGUCCUGGGCACGGGUAUUAGACUGUGGAGAUAUUCCGGUUACUCCGUUCGACAAUGAGCUCGCCUUGAAGCAGAUGACUGAGGCGUUGCAAGAGCUAGGCGAAAGAUCGGCAACGAAUUCGAAAGAUGGUCAGCCACCUAAGCUAAUUUUGCUUGGGGGUGACCACUCCAUCGCACUGCCUGCUCUUCGAGCGCUGAAGAGCGCAUAUAGACAACCGAUAGCCGUAGUUCACUUCGAUGCCCACCUUGACACUUUACAUCCCAACAGCUAUCCCAGUGUAUGGUCGUCUCCCCAGUCCGACUUUACACACGGAUCCAUGUUCUGGUUGGCUACAAAGGAAGGCUUGAUACAGAACGGUACCUCGGUGCAUGCCGGUCUCCGCACCCGUCUCACCGGUGCUGGUUGGGAUGAUUAUCAAAGGGAUGAUGAACAAGGGUUCCUGAGGCUGACGACAGAGGACAUCGAUGAGAUCGGUCCACAGGGUAUUGUGGACAAGAUUAUACGUCGCACUGGCACUGAACAUCCUGUAUACCUAUCGUUCGACAUAGAUGUCUUGGAUCCGGGUAUUGCGCCCGGAACUGGCGCCCCAGAGCCAGGAGGCUGGACGAUGCGUGAAGUUAAUAGGAUAUUGAGGGGCCUGCGCCCACUUAACAUUGUCGGUGCCGACAUUGUCGAGGUUUCACCAGCUUAUGACGACAAAGGCGAGAGCACUGCAUUUGCGGCUGCUCAAAUUGCCUACGAGUUGAUCACGAACUGGGUGCUGAGCGGAUCCGACACAGACAGGAACCAUGGUACAGUAACAACUAUUCAUUGGCAACUUCGGGAGACAUGA